GUCAAGAAACCAGGAGCACCAUCUCAGACUAGAAGGAAGGCCAUGGCACCUGUAACUCUCCUGCUGCUUUUCCUCUCAGCUCCGGUAACUGUGACUUUUAGAGAGAAGCCCAGGAGGUCAGCUCUGAAUCAGCUGACCAGAACGCUUCUUCGGAACUACAGCAGUGGAGUUCGGCCAGUGAGCAACUGGACCACGCCUACCAUUGUCUACAUUGACUUCAUCCUUCAGGCUGUACUUGAUGUUGAUGGGCAAAACCAGAAAGUAACCACAAGCAUCUGGUAUCGGCAGAUCUGGAAUGACGAAUUCCUAGUGUGGGACCCAGAGGCUUUUGAUGGAAUUAAUGAGAUCUCUUUAUCUUCAGAUGCCAUCUGGGUUCCUGACAUAAUCAUUAGCGAAUUCGUGGAUGUUGGCAGAUCUCCAGAGCUCCCCUACAUUUAUGUGAAUGCCUCUGGGACCAUCAAGAACUACAAGCCCAUCCAAGUAGUGUCUGCCUGCCACUUAGAAAUGUACGCUUUUCCCUUUGAUAAACAGAACUGCACUUUGACCUUUCGAAGCUGGCUCCACACAGUGAAUGAAGUGGAUUUGGUGUUAUGGAGAAGUUCUGAAGAAAUUGCAACUGACAAGAGGACCUUCAUGAAUGAUGGAGAAUGGGAGCUCAUCUCUAUUCCUUCUAGAUAUGAACAGCUGUAUAUGGAAAACAAGGAGUAUGCACAAAUUCAGUUUAAUGUAGUAAUCCGCAGACGCCCCUUGCUGUACGUGGUCAGCUUACUUAUCCCCAGCAUUUUCCUGAUGGUUGUAGACGUGAUAAGCUUCUACUUGCCCCCAAACAGUGGCAUGAGAAUCACCUUCAAGUCCAGCAUCCUGCUGGGCUACACGGUGUUCCGAGUCAACAUGUCUGAUGAACUUCCAGCAACGGCUACUAAAACACCACUCAUUAGUAUAUUCUUUGCUGUCUGCAUGGUCCUUCUGGUUCUCAGCCUGGCGAAGUCCAUCUUAGUUGUCAAAUUGCUGCAUCACAAUGAUGAAACCAUGAAAGAGAUGUCAGUGUCUGCUUGCCUACUGGACAAGUUUGGAUCCUCCAGCCAGAGCGUUCUUGAGAGCUCCUUCACUUCUGUGAAAACGCUAGAUGAUGUAGAUCAGUGUGGAGGCUACGACUUUGACUUUUCCCCAGAGGAAGAAGAGGAAAUCUCCUUCCACAGAGCGCGAGACAGCUGUCCUAUGUUAGAGAAGGUCCUGCAGGAGAUCAUUUCCCUCAAGUAUUACCUGUACCAAGAGGACGAAGCUGGGAACAUGAAGUCGGAGUGGUUGGGCCUGUGUUACAAAGUGGACAAGAUCCUGUUCCGUCUGUAUCUGUUCAUCCUUGGCAUCUACACCAGCACUCUAGUUUUCCUUUGGAUAGCAUGGAGCUCCCCCUAA
Lepisosteus oculatus (spotted gar) is the source of this 1416-nucleotide messenger RNA. The record is from RefSeq and is a predicted model, not a curated record. NCBI's taxonomy places the organism in Eukaryota, Metazoa, Chordata, Actinopteri, Semionotiformes, Lepisosteidae.